Porites evermanni is the source of this 390-nucleotide messenger RNA. The record is from the annotation of a GenBank genome assembly. Lineage: Eukaryota; Metazoa; Cnidaria; Anthozoa; Scleractinia; Poritidae.
AUGUUAAAGGUCUAUAUAAGCUCUGUUAGAUCCGUUCUAGAGUAUGCCUUGCCUGUGUUGCAAUCCAUUCCAGGUUAUCUGUCUGACAAAAUUGAAUCCAUACAGAAAAGGGCGCUUAUGAUAAUUUUCCUGUGUGCUGAUAGCUACUCUGACGCCCUCGAGUUAGCACGGGUGCAGACCCUUGCUUGUGGGAGAGAUAAGAUAUGUAAGGAGUAUAUGUACAAAAUGAAGGACUUAAACCGUCCUCUUCAUCCUCUUCUACCAACACGCCUAGACGAUACCUGCCCCUACACCCUAAGGCACAAAUCAAACCAGCUGUACUUUUAUAAAAACGUUACUACCAGUAGAACAAAGCGCACGGAAGACUUUUUCACUUUUAAGUAUUUUUAA